Bursaphelenchus okinawaensis is the source of this 3225-nucleotide messenger RNA. NCBI's taxonomy places the organism in Eukaryota, Metazoa, Nematoda, Chromadorea, Rhabditida, Aphelenchoididae. The record is from the annotation of a GenBank genome assembly.
AUGUCGUCUAUGUUCAAAGGCAUUCUCAAGUAUCCGUGGACGGUACGGUCUCUAUUUUGUAUCAUUAGAUAAUACUCAGUUGAGUACGUUACUUUCGUACAACUGUCACACGUUCUGUGAGGUCAUAAAACUUUAAUUAACGUUUUCAAAGCGACAAAACUUAAAUUAACGGAUUUUCUCGGAAUUUCUUUGAAUUCCAAUUUUGACUUUUAAAAGCGGGCUAAAAAUGUAAGGAUUUGGGGUAGAUUAACUUGUUGGACUCGGUUCCAAACUAAAACAAUGUCAUUCAGGUCCAAAUUGGAAGUCGGGUUUACGAUGCUCAAGAAAUCCAGAAGCUGGUUCCACAGCUAGAAGAGACGAUCGAAAAGAAGAACCGGCUCCUGCAACAAGCCCAGAACCAGAUCGAAGUACAACAGUCCAAGAUUGUGAAACUCGAGAGUGACGUCAAGACCCUUCAGGUGGGCUUUUGCAGAACUUGUAGUCUUGUUUACGUCUUACGCUACUGAAUAUCACACUUGUUGUCGUUUUUUGUUUUUCCAAAAAAGUUCUGGGAACCGAGACACAACUCAAUAUUAUACUUGCAGACAGAAUGUGAUAAGCUCCGUUCCGUGCUUAGUCAGAAGGCUGAAUCAGUCGCCUCUCCACCAACGCCCCAGCCCAAGACAAGUCAAACUGACGACCCUCAUGCUGAGAUUAACCAGGCAUUGUCUUUUUCUUUUUGUUUAUAGAAUUUUGAGUAAUAUUUGAAAAUAACAAUAAUCAAAUGAAAUAACUGUAAAUUACUUUGUUGAUUAUGACUCAUUUCAGGAAGCCCUACAAAAGAAGGUCCUACCAGCCGAUGUCAAAACGAAUGAGCCUCGAGCCAAGAAGUUGGCCGUUUCGGCCGAGCCAGCCAAGCUCGACCAGCACAAGGCCGCCACACUUCAACACCAUCCUAAGAGUGCCGGUUCGAAGCAGCUGAUCCGAGAUGCCGUCCAGAAAAACGACUUCUUGCGGCAACUCGCCAAAGAACAGGUCAUCGAACUGGUGGAGUGCAUGUUCGAGAUGCGAGCACGAGCUGGUCAGUGGAUCAUUCAAGAAGGAGAGCCUGGAGAUCGUUUGUUUGUUGUUGCCGAAGGUCAGCUGCAGGUCUCCAGAGAAGGUCAGGCGUUGGGCGUCAUGAACCCAGGAGUGGUCAUGGGCGAGUUGGCCAUCUUAUACAACUGCACUAGGUAUGAAUAAUUUGGUUUUUUGUAAUUAACCAUAAGAUAAUUAUGUUUUAAAAUUUAAAAACUGGCCUUAAAACAUUUUUAUCAUCAUAAAACCGGUCUCACCCUUACGAUACUAUAUGUUAUACAGCUACGUACAUACACGUAAAGGUUGUCACGAACACUGUUAAACUGUGUAUCUUUAGAACGGCGUCAAUCCAAGCCUUGACCGACGUUGUACUAUGGGUGCUAGAUCGAUCUGCCUUCCAAAUGAUCACCAUGAGGUUGGGAAUGGAACGUCAUUCUCAGCUCAUGAACUUCCUCCACAAAGUGUCCAUCUUUGAGAAUCUGCCAGAAGAUCGUAUCUCCAAAAUGGCCGAUGUUAUGGACCAAGAUUACUAUGCCGGAGGUCAUUACAUCAUCCGAGAAGGCGAAAAGGGUGAUACCUUCUUUGUUAUCAACUCUGGUCAAGUCCAAGUUACCCAGACCAUCGAAGGAGAGCCAGAACCUCGAGAAAUCAGGAUCCUGAAGCAAGGUGACUUCUUCGGAGAGCGAGCCUUAUUAGGAGAUGAAGUUCGUACUGCCAACGUUAUUGCCAUGAACCCAGGCGUAGAAGUGUUGACUCUCGACCGAGAAUCGUUCUUGAAGCUCAUUGGUGAUCUUGAAGUAAGUACAAUAGUAAUUAUGAAACAUCUGUAAUUACACGACAUUAAUUUACAAAUUAACCAUCGCUAUUUUUAAUAUAUUUUUGCAAUAUUAAACACAGCCUUGGAAACAUUUAAGUUUACAACGUUACACAUUUGAAAUGUAAAUGCAAACUAAUUACAGGCUUUGAAACGCGACUACGGAGAUUUGCAACGAAGAGCGACCUUAUCCUCACGUACACAUCAGGAACACCCUUCACCCACAAAGGAUGUUCGAGAGCUCAGCGAGUUUGCGAGCUUGCAGCUACGCCAGCUAAAGCGCAUUGCCACGUUGGGCGUGGGAGGUUUCGGCCGAGUAGAAUUGGUAUGCAUUGGCGGAGACAAGUCGCGCACUUUCGCUUUGAAAGCCCUGAAAAAGAAGCACAUCGUGGAUACGCGACAACAAGAACACAUCUUUGCCGAAAGAAAUAUCAUGAUGGAAACCCGCAACGACUGGAUCGUACGCUUAUACACAACAUUCCGAGAUUCCAAAUACGUGUACAUGCUGCUAGAGGCUUGUCUGGGUGGUGAACUCUGGACUACGCUCAGAGAUCGAGGGCACUUCGACGACUACACGGCCCGCUUUUACGUGGCGUGUGUGCUGGAAGGUCUGGAGUAUCUUCACCACAAAAACAUUGUUUACCGUGACUUAAAACCUGAAAACUGCCUACUUACAACUUCUGGCUACUUGAAAUUGGUCGAUUUCGGCUUCGCCAAACGACUGGCUAGCGGCCGAAAGACGUGGACUUUCUGUGGAACUCCUGAAUACGUUUCUCCUGAGAUUAUCUUGAACAAAGGUCAUGAUCAAGCUGCCGAUUACUGGGCUCUGGGUAUUUACAUUUGCGAAUUGAUGUUGGGACGUCCUCCAUUCCAGGUAAAACAAAAAACUGUUGAAAAUAUAAUAAAUUGGACAUUUCGUUUCUAAAUCCGAUAGAUUUGUGACACUUCGUCAAAGUUAUUUUAAAUUUUGUGAAAAAUUUAAUUGUUUUAGGAGUUAUAAAUUAUUUUACUUUCAGGCAUCUGAUCCAAUGAAGACGUACACGUUGAUUCUGAAAGGAAUUGAUGCUCUUGAGAUUCCAAACAGAAGAAUCGGCAAGACGGCUACAGCGUUGGUCAAGAAACUUUGCCGCGACAAUCCGGGAGAACGGCUUGGGUCGGGAUCGGGUGGUGUGAAUGAUAUUAGGAAGCACAGGUGGUUCAUGGGCUUUGACUGGGAAGGUUUGAGGACUAGGACCUUGAAGCCGCCGAUCAUUCCGAAGGUCACGAACCCAGCCGACGUGUCUAACUUCGACAACUACCCACCCGACCAAGAUGUACCUCCAGACGAGUUUUCAGGAUGGGAUGAAGGAUUCUAA